UUGUAUUUUUCUUAAAUUUAUUUCGUUUAUUUUUUUUUAUUAUCUUGCAAUAACUUUGACUUUUUUUUUGAGUAAUGGAUGUAAGUUUAAUAGUUUUGAAUUUUUUUCUAAAAUUCAUUUUCAGUUUAUUGAUUUGGUUGAGAGUAGUCCUGAGCCUUACGAUGACCGUCGAACUUCAGCAUUUCAAAUGGAAGGAAGUCGAACAGUAAAACCUGAACGUAGCGGUAUUAGAUGGGGAACAAAUAGCAAUUUAAACGAGCAGAGUUCUCUGACUGUUCCUGGUGGAUUUGGAUUUGCUCGAUCUCGUAGCCGUGUUGAUGAUUAUACAGAUUCAUUUGGAAGAAUGGAAUCGACACAGUUUUUCAAUCGAUCAACAAAUGGGACUCGUUUCUUUGAUAAUAGAUUGUCUGAAGGAGGGGGAAGAGAAAAUAGAGGAGUUUUUGAGAGAGGACGAAAACUUGUUUCGGAAAGAGGUGAGGGAUAUGAGAAUCACGAUGUUGGUGGUGGCUUUUUCUCGUCAGGACUUAAUCUGCAACUACUUCAUCGUAGUGCACGUCAUGCAGACAAUAAUGAUUUGUCUCAUCAGUCUGCAACUAUUGAAAGUUCACUGAAACGUCAAUCUUUACCAAUUAUUUAUGGAACUAGAAAGAGGCAAUUUUUUGACGAUCCUCCUGUUACAAUUAAACGAACUAUCGGAAGUAAUUCUUUAACAAAUGAAUCCCAUAUGUCGCUAGCUGCUAAACAGCCUCGAUUUUCUUUUGUUUCGUUUUUGGCAUUUGAAAUGCGACAAGAAACAAAUUUUAUUAAUUCUUUGGAUGAUCCAAUAAAUGUUAAUUUAAAUCAUUCUAAGAGACUUUUGAAUGCAGAAAUUAGUAGAUUGGAAGAAUCUUAUAAUACUGAAUGGUUAGAAUUGGACAAUAAAAGAAUUAAAAUUUGUCGUUAUGUUUUGGUACCUACUUAUCGAUAUCCGAAAAUUAAUUUUGUUGGACGUUUAAUUGGUGUUAAAGGAUUGACUUUACAAAAAAUUUGUAAAAAAUAUAAAUGUUCUUUGUCCAUUCAAGGAGCACAUUCUACAAAGGAUCGUACACAGGAAAUUGAAUUGCUUACUUCUGGUGACCCUCGUUAUGCACAUUUUGCUGGACCUUUGCAUGUUCGAGUUGAUGUUUAUUCUGUUCCGCAUAUUGCCCAUAUGCGAAUGGCCGCAGUUUUGAAUUUACUUCAUAAGGCGUUUAUUCCCGUAAUUUAA
Meloidogyne enterolobii is the source of this 1246-nucleotide messenger RNA. Lineage: Eukaryota; Metazoa; Nematoda; Chromadorea; Rhabditida; Meloidogynidae. The record is from the annotation of a GenBank genome assembly.